AUGCCGUCUUCUCGCGUUUGGCUUUGGCAUCCCAACAAGCCAGCCCCAUCAACCAGUGUUCAAGAGAAAAAUUAUCGAUGUUGCUGUUAUCUUUUCCCAUCACCGAGUGGUUUCCCCAUCUACAAUUAUAUCCUUUUGGCGAUCGAGUUGGGCGCACUGUCUCUAUCGUUGCUAACGACGAUCACCCCAAAAGCGGCUCCAAUUCCACCACAAACGUGGUUCAACAUGAUCAUAUGGGCGUCGAUGACAGUGAUCGGGAUUGUCGCCUCGAGAACCCUUCGCCCAUUCUACAUGCAAAUUUAUUUAAUACUGACGACAAUCCUCUUCGUACUCGGCUUUUUUGGUGCCGGGCUUCUUCUCAUUGUCAGUUUGAUAAUUAUCAGUGUUCCAAAGGAUCAGUACACUCGGGAGUUUGAGCGCGCGAUCACGAGCGGUUUCGCGAAUGAUCAACACGAGUUAGUGGGCACAAUCUUCAUGUUAAUCGUUUGCAUGUUGGUCGUCGUUUGGCAGGCUCAACUCACCUACUCGUUUUACUUCUAUGUGCGUGAUCGGCAACUCGAGAUCGAGGCUAGACAAGGGGAAAAUCAACAAAAUAGAGUGCUCGUCGCACAACGCAUCGCAAUGAAAGAUCCGGAAAAACAAGAAAUGCUACCCCCACCCCCAUACGACACACUU
Messenger RNA from Mesorhabditis belari, 675 nucleotides. NCBI's taxonomy places the organism in Eukaryota, Metazoa, Nematoda, Chromadorea, Rhabditida, Rhabditidae. The record is from the annotation of a GenBank genome assembly.